AUGGAGGAUUGUCCCUAUGAAAAGGUGAAGUGGAUUGCCUCGGGUGGAUUUGCAGAAGUAUGGAAAGGAAUUGAUAAAAAGAACAAAACAGCCAUUAUGGAGUUGGCAGAGGGAGGAAGCGUUGCCGAUCUGAUAAAACCUGGUCCUCUCGAUGAACAAUAUAUUGCAGUAAUUUUGAGAGAAACUUUAAAAGCUCUAGAAUAUUUGCACGCGGAACAUAAAAUUCAUCGUGAUUUGAAAGCAGCCAAUAUUCUCGUUGGCGAGAAUGGAGAGGUCAAACUUGCAGAUUUUGGCGUGGUUGGAGUCUUGUCAACAAGUGGAACCACUGAUGAAACCAUUCAGAAACGAUAUAGUUUUGUAGGAACUCCCUUCUGGAUGGCCCCAGAAGUCAUUAAACACGAAGGAGCUGAUCAAAAAGCAGAUAUUUGGUCACUUGGAAUAACAGCCAUUGAAAUGGCAAAAGGAGAGCCUCCAUAUGCUCAUGUGCCCAUUAAUACUGCCUUUUUUCUAAUUCAAAAGAAUGAGCCGCCCACUCUCGAAGAGAACAAAUUCUCUAAGGCAUUUAAGGAAUUUGUCAUGUUGUGCUUGCAGAAAAAUCCACAAGAUCGAUUAUCAGCAAGCGAUUUAUUGAAACACAAAUUUAUCAGAACAGCAAAAAAGAACACCAUACUGAAGGGAAGAGGUGGCUCUUCAGACUCAGACAGUGACAGCUCGCUCGACGACGAAUUAUCAGACGAUGAUGACGACAGUGAAAAACAAAAAUAUACCACGCGACAAGGAAAAGGUUUUUGGGAAUUUGGAUCUGAUGGAACAAACACAGUUCGAGAAGUUCCAAAUCUACCUUCCUCUUCGACCACCACAAACACACCAAUCUCAACACCUCCAACCAAGAAAUCUUCCUCUGACCAAAAGAAUGACACUGUCAACUCUGUGUCAUCAGUGAGCACAAUUUCAAGCAAUGCUUAUCCAUCCGAAAACGAAGGAACCCUUCACGAGAUUCAAUAG
This is a messenger RNA of Naegleria fowleri, 1005 nucleotides long. RefSeq lists its product as uncharacterized. Gene Ontology annotation, biological process: protein phosphorylation. The record is from RefSeq and is a predicted model, not a curated record. NCBI's taxonomy places the organism in Eukaryota, Heterolobosea, Eutetramitea, Acrasida, Naegleriidae. The transcript has 7 exons. The coding region runs from base 1 to 1005 and encodes 334 amino acids. Gene Ontology annotation, molecular function: ATP binding; protein kinase activity.